AGAGAGAGAGAGAGAGAGCUGGAAAAAGUAGAUUCAGCGAGCCACAGUUAGCGCCACCCACUCCAAAAUACCCACCUAUGCCAUAGAGACUAGAGAGAGAUAAGUCAGAGAAUCGAGCGCAGAGGACUCAGAGAAACAAGGGAUAACACCAAAGCUAGAGAGAGACCCAUUUUUUUAAAUUUUUCCUUUCCUUUAUUUUUUAUUUUUUUAUUUUUUUUGUUGUUGUUGUUGUGUUAAAUCCCUUUAUCCCUAUAUUUUUCCCCGCCCGAUUUUGCCUCUCUGUUCUUACUUAUUCUCUCUGCAAACCCUUCUUCCUCUUCUAUGGCUGUUGCUUCUUUUCUCUUGUUUUUCUACAUCACCGUCUUGUCUUCGCUGCGGUUGGUGUCUUCGUCUUCGGCUUUGUGCCCCAAGGAAUCGGAUUCCUUUCUCUACGCUCUUCAAUCUCAAUGCCCUCUUUCGAUCUCCUCCCCCAACCCACCUCUCCAGGUGGAUGGAGACUUCCUUGAUAGAGCUUUGGCUUCCAAGGGGAGGAAAGAAUAUUCUUCUGUACUUUUCUAUGCUUCUUGGUGCCCAUUCUCUCGCAGUGUGCUUCCAACAUAUGAAACUCUCAAUUCCAUGUUCCCUCAGAUAGAACAUUUGAUGGUUGAGAAAUCUUCAGCUAUGCCAAGCAUAUUUUCAAGAUAUGGAAUCCAUAGCUUGCCUUCCGUAUUAAUGGUGAAUGGGACAUCAAGGGUGCGAUAUCGUGGUCCAAAAAAUCUCAAUUCCCUUGUGCAAUUUUAUAAGAAGACCACAGGCCUUGAGCCAGUUCAGUAUUUUGCUGAGCAUCAACCAAUCAGCUUGGAGAGUGGUGGAAAAUCCAUUUUCCUGUCAUCAAAUAGUUUGUCACUGAAAGAGAUGAUAAGGAGGGAACCUUACUUGGUAUUCUCUAUAAUGUUCCUGUGCUUGAGGUUACUUGAAUGCAUAUUCCCACAGGUGUUAUCUCGUCUCAAAGCAUUUUGGGUCAUAUAUAUUCCCCAUUUCAAGUUGGAAAUAUUUGGUGAGACAAGCCAAAUAAUGGGCCGUAUUGUUCACAUGAUUGAUAUGAGGGGGGUAUGGACCAAGCUGAGACUAAGCAAGACCAGGAACUUCCACGAAGGUGCAAAGAAUGCCCGGGUUUGGGCAUCUUCCUUGGCUUCUGUCGCUUUGGGUGAAUCUUCAUCGGCUAGAUCAUCAUCAUCAUCUUAAGGUGGAAGUUACAGUCUUGUUCAAGUCAAAUUGAGGGUAGAAAAGAGCUGAUCGAUCACAUAGAGUAUAAAUAUAAACCGCUGUGAUGCACUGGGGGCAGGUAGUCGUCUCUCUCUGCCCCCAAAUUUUACCCUUGGUGAUAUAGCUGAAGCUGUUAUCCUUGUUUGAGUUGGGUUUUUUGGACGAGCAAACAAGAAUGUAAAUUUGAGAACAGCUUUCUUUUUUGUGUAAAAUACUUGUCACUCGAAAGAACGUGUCUACUAAACAUCUGUUGAAUGUAACCAUAUUAACCUCUCUCUCUC
Molecule: messenger RNA, 1526 nt
Organism: Alnus glutinosa
Lineage: Eukaryota; Viridiplantae; Streptophyta; Magnoliopsida; Fagales; Betulaceae
Product: 5'-adenylylsulfate reductase-like 7
Exons: 4
Coding region: 322-1224 (300 amino acids)
Source: RefSeq, a predicted model, not a curated record